UCUUAGGGGGUAACUGUGCCGGCGAUUUUAAACUGAAACUGCUGCUAGUUUACCACUCAGAAAAUCCUAGAGCUAUGAAGGGUAUUCUUAAAGCUAGUCUCCCAGUUUACUGGAAAAGUAAUGCCAAGGCUUGGGUGACAGGGGCAAUGUUCAUUGAGUGGUUCUCCAGUUGUUUUGUGCCUGAUGUUGAGCGCUACUGUGCACAGAAGAAUCUGCCGUUUAAAGCACUGCUGAUUCUUGACAAUGCUCCUGGUCAAUCUGCAAGCAUACGUGAACUCAACCCAAAUGUUAAAGUUGUAUUUAUGCCACCAAACACGUCAUUGAUUCAGCCAAUGGAUCAAGGGGUGAUCAGAUCCUUCAAGGCCUAUUACCUGAGAAGAACCUUCAAACAGGCCAUCCGUGCAACAGAAAAAGGUGAUAAAAGCCUGAAAGAGUUCUGGAAAGGUUUUAACAUUUACAGUGCCGUGAAAAACAUUGGAGAAAGUUGGGCUGAGGUUACACAGUCAAACAUGAAUGGUGUGUGGAAAAGCAUGUGUCCUAGCCUAGUGAAUAACUUUAAAGGCUUUGAUAGUGAUAGUGUAGAGGAGACCAAGAGCAACUGUGUAAAGCUUGGGAAUGAGUUAAGUCUGGACAUAGAGGAGAGUGACAUAAAUGAGGUCCUCGAUUCUCACGACUCAGAAUUAAACGCUGAAGAUCUGAUGGAGCUGGGGAAACAAACAGAGGCUGAUGAAAAUGACGACGUAGUGUUACGGCAGUUUACAAUAAAAAACAUGGCAAGUGCUUUUCAAGCCCUGGAAAAAGCAAUGGUGUUCUUUGAAGAGCAAGACCCAAAUGCAGAAUGCUUUGCCAGAGUUCACAGGGCAAUGGAAGAUGCAGUGACUUGAGAUAUGCUGCUAAACAGUCAUCAAUUCUUCAUUUCUUCAAGCAAGCUUCUCAUUCCUCAGCCUCAUCUCCAGCCUCAACUCCAUCCACAUCUUCAACUCCAUCCCGAUUGUCAACUCCAUCCAGAGCAUCAACCUCAAGCCGAUGUUCAUCCCCAGACUCCCCUGAUGAAGAACUUCUUACUUCAACAUCACCUCAGAAACAGAAUGAGUGAGCGAGUGAGGCAGCAGCUGUGUGUGAGGGAG
Portunus trituberculatus (swimming crab) is the source of this 1127-nucleotide messenger RNA. Its product is annotated as tigger transposable element-derived protein 1-like. NCBI's taxonomy places the organism in Eukaryota, Metazoa, Arthropoda, Malacostraca, Decapoda, Portunidae. Gene Ontology annotation, molecular function: DNA binding. Gene Ontology annotation, cellular component: nucleus. The transcript is spliced from 2 exons. The coding region runs from base 75 to 884 and encodes 269 amino acids. The record is from RefSeq and is a predicted model, not a curated record.